Pneumocystis murina B123 is the source of this 1107-nucleotide messenger RNA. RefSeq lists its product as hypothetical. Gene Ontology annotation, biological process: telomere maintenance via recombination; double-strand break repair via synthesis-dependent strand annealing; resolution of mitotic recombination intermediates. NCBI's taxonomy places the organism in Eukaryota, Fungi, Ascomycota, Pneumocystomycetes, Pneumocystales, Pneumocystaceae. Gene Ontology annotation, molecular function: four-way junction DNA binding; ATP binding; ATP hydrolysis activity. The transcript is spliced from 3 exons. The coding region runs from base 1 to 1107 and encodes 368 amino acids. The record is from RefSeq and is a predicted model, not a curated record. Gene Ontology annotation, cellular component: replication fork; Rad51C-XRCC3 complex.
AUGGAUUUAUGGCAAACAUGUCCAAAGAUUAAAUGUAAUGAAAAAACAUAUAUAGCUCUUGAAAAAGCAAAAUUAUCAACAUUAGAUCUCUUAACAUUGGAUCCAUUGGAUAUUUGCAAAAAAACAUCUAUAAGAAUGGCAGAGAUUGAAGAAUUAAUUGAUAAAAUUAUACAUGAAUGUAUCCCUAAGAAAAAAGAAUAUGAUUGGGAUAGAAUAGAGUUUUUUACUACAGGAGAUAAAAUAAUUGAUGAGAUUCUUUCAGGAGGAAUACCUUUAGGACAUGUUUUAGAGAUUGUAGGAGAAAGUGGUACUGGAAAAUCACAGUUUUGUAUGCAACUUUGUUUAACAGUUCAAUUACCUCAAGAAUUGGGUGGAUUAGAGAAAAAUGCAAUAUAUAUUUCAACAGAAUCAGGACUUUCAACAAAACGAUUCUUUGAAAUGGCAAAAAGUUUUGAAAAACGGCUUAAAAUACAUUAUCCAAGUAUAAACAUUAAUAUUAAUGAGCUAGGCAAUCGUGUAUAUUGCAUAACAUGCGUAGAUCUUGAAGAACAAAAUCAUAUUCUUCAAUUUCAGUUACCAAUAGCUAUGGAACGAUAUAAUAUUGGAUUGGUUGUUUUGGAUAAUAUAGCAACUCACUUUCGCGCAGAAUAUGAUGUAUCAAAUAUAUAUUAUCAAACAGAUAAAAUGUCUAACCCUACAAUAAAAUCAGGUUUAAUAGAUCUUGUCAAUCGAAGUCGAGAUUUAGUACGAUUAGGCGCACAUUUAAGAUUACUUGCAGAAAAACAUCAAUGUGCUAUAAUUGUUAUUAAUCAGGUUUCUGAUAAAAUAAAAAAAGACACAAUGACACUUUUUGAUUACAAUUAUCAAGGUGCUUGGUUUCAGGGCUGGAAACAUCAUGAAUAUUCAUGUAAAGUGCCUUCUUUAGGCUUUGUAUGGUCAAAUAAUAUUCAUGCUCGUAUCUUAUUAUUACGUUCAAUAUUAUGUCAAGAAACAUGUACUCAAAAUCGAGCACUUAGAGUUGUUUUUUCACCAUUUUGUGCACCUACACAAAUUGAUAUAGAUCUUACACAUGAAGGGGUAUUUUCAACACAAACAACUAGACGGUAA